Molecule: messenger RNA, 886 nt
Organism: Rhizophagus irregularis DAOM 181602=DAOM 197198
Lineage: Eukaryota; Fungi; Glomeromycota; Glomeromycetes; Glomerales; Glomeraceae
Source: RefSeq, a predicted model, not a curated record
UAAUCAUUAUUCUUUCACCAUUUUUAAUGCCACAAGAAAAGACUUCACGAAUGCGUCAUCAUAAUACUACACAAUUGCUCGAUAGUUCAUCGAUCCCAAGAUUAAGGUAUUAAAUAAGAAGAAAAAAGAACGAAUUCACGGAAUUAGAAUGUUAUCUUACAAAAGAAUACGAGGAUUUAAAGUCUUUAUGGCUAGAUUUAAAUGAACAACACGCAAAAGCAAAGUCUGAAGAAGAAGUACUUGUUCAAAUGUUAAAGGAAAAAAGAACAACUGAAAAUUCACAAGAUUCUAGUUUAGAUGAUAAUACAAAUAAUCUUAUGCAAGUGAAUACGGAUGAAAUUGAGAACGAGACUUCGACUUUGGGGAAUUCACCUAGUUCUGAAUAUAAUGAAUCGGUCAUACAUAAACCAUUAGUGAAAGCGGGAGCAGGAAAUGACAUAACCGAUUCAUUCGAUUUGUUAACGCUAUCAUCGCCAAAUAUUUCAGAAACAGGAGAAUCAGAAUUUCAAAAUGGAGCAUUAACGGAAAAAUCUUCAGAAUUUAACAUUAAAGAUAAUUUAAAUAAUGCAUUGCGCAAGUUACAAAAGUUGGAUGAAGAAGACUAUGAUAUUAGCCAAGACGAAGAGAUGACAGAUAUAAUUUCAAUAGAGAGCAAAACUUUACCUACACAUGAAAGCGAUGAUGAUCAUGAAAUAAGUGAGUAUUUAUUAUAUAUAAAUAUAUAUAUUUUUUUUGUUUAAUUUGUUAAUGUAUCUAAUUAUGAUUUUUUUUCAAAUAGUUGAUGAUAUUGGUGAUGAUGAAUGGAGCGAAGAUAAGACUAGAUUAGCUCUUAAAGAUAUGUUAGAUAUGAUGCGGGAUCAAAAUAGUUAAAUUUUUUUUUUUUUUU